Solanum dulcamara is the source of this 1272-nucleotide messenger RNA. RefSeq lists its product as uncharacterized. The record is from RefSeq and is a predicted model, not a curated record. The transcript is spliced from 3 exons. Bases 1 to 1272 code for a protein of 423 amino acids. Lineage: Eukaryota; Viridiplantae; Streptophyta; Magnoliopsida; Solanales; Solanaceae.
AUGGGUUUUGGUCAAAAGUGGAUACAAUGGGUCAAAUAUUGCAUCUUAACUGUGAGAUUUCCAGUGCUUAUCAAUGGCUUACCAGCAAGGUUUUUCCGUGCACAAAGGGGUUUAAGACAAGGAGAUCCUUUGUCAGCCUUUCUCUUCUUAAUAGCUAUGAAGGGUCUUAAUAGCAUGAUCAAAACAACAAACAUGAAUGGGUGGCUCAGAGGAUUUGAUGUGGCCAGAAUUGGAGAAAAGAAUCUGGAGAUAACUCACUUGCAAUAUGCUGAUGAUACUCUCAUACUAUGUGAUGCUGAAGAGGAUCAACUUAGGAUCCCAAGGCUAUGGAGGAUUUUGUUAAAUCUCAGAGGCAUCUCAUGGACUAUGCCUGGAAAGAUUACUGAAGCAAUCCAGAGCUGGGAGGAAGCUGGUGUGCAGGCAAAAAGUAGAGAUAAAUGGAGAAUUGUCCCUGCUUGUGUCUGGUGGACAAUUUGGAAGGAAAGGAUGCUAGAUGUUUUGAUAAAUAAUUUCCUUGAUCUGGCCAAUAUUUGCACUAACCUUGAGGCUACAGUGGCUGAUAGGUGGUCCUCUCAGGGAUGGAACUUCUUCUUCAGGAGGAAUCUUAAUGACUGGGAAGUAGGCAGGUUUGUGGAGCUAUUGCAGAUGAUUGAUGGUUUCAAAGGCACCACUGUAGAGGAUGACACUUUUAAAUGGAAACACGAUAAGGAUGGCAAGUUCUCUGUAAGUAGAAUUUAUGGGAAAGAGGUAUCCAGGAUGCCUGAGAACAAAACAGGACCUUGGAAGCAUGUAUGGGAAAGUAUGGCUGCUACUAAAGUUAAGUGCUUUGCUUGGUUUGUAAUCAGGAAAGCUUGCCUCACUCAUGAGAUCCUACAGAAAAAGGGAUUGCCAAUUGUGUCCAGAUGCAUGUUAUGCAGUGAGGCUAGAGAGACAAAUAACCAUCUGUUUCUCCAUUGUAAAGUCACAUCUCAGCUUUGGACUAUGUUCCUCAGUUUAACAGAGACCAAAUGGUCAAUGCCAGAGCACACAACAGACUUGUUAAGUUGUUGGAUUAGGAGAGGGGGAAGCAAGACACAAAAGAAGUGGUGGAGAAUAAUCCCACACUGUAUCUGGUGGACUAUCUGGAGGGAAAGGAAUGGAAGAAGCUUUGAAGAUAGAUUCAACAACAUUCAGAAAAUCAAAGGGAGCUGCAUUGCAACUUUCUGCUUUUGGUGUAAAGAACAUUGUAUAGAAAAUGCUGAACAGUUAGUAGAUCUUUUAGGAUUAUUGUAA